Anopheles merus is the source of this 2231-nucleotide messenger RNA. RefSeq lists its product as uncharacterized. Lineage: Eukaryota; Metazoa; Arthropoda; Insecta; Diptera; Culicidae. Gene Ontology annotation, biological process: DNA integration. The record is from RefSeq and is a predicted model, not a curated record. Bases 213 to 1862 code for a protein of 549 amino acids. The transcript is spliced from 2 exons. Gene Ontology annotation, molecular function: nucleic acid binding.
CUAAAAUACAGUUCCAUACAUUUGCAGACGCGUCAGAAGUUGCUUAUGGUGCCUGCAUUUAUGCGCGCUGUGAGGACCAGCAGGGACGAGUACGAGUCAGCCUGCUCGCGUCGAAAUCGCGUGUAGCUCCACUAAAACGAGUUACAUUACCAAGAUUGGAGCUCUGCGCGGCCGUGUUAGGAGCACAUCUUCAUCAUCGUGUUAGACGCGCUAUGGGAAUCGACACAACCGAAUCGUUUUUCUGGUCGGAUUCGACGGUAACGCUAAACUGGAUAGCGUCUCCACCCAACACCUGGAAAACAUUCGUGGCGAAUCGUGUUGCUGAGAUCCAGAACUAUUCGCACCCUCGUCAAUGGAAACACAUUCCCGGUUCAUCGAAUCCCGCCGAUCUGGUGUCUCGAGGGAUGUCAGCAGCUGAAAUGCUAAAAGGAUCGAUUUGGAGCUGUGGUCCUGAAUGGUUGGCGCUAUCCCCCUCCAAAUGGCCAAUGUCAAAUCCAUCACUGACUGCUGAAACGGAUAUGGAAAUUCGUCAGACACGUACACUACAGUCAUCACAAGUUACCUCAGCAGCAUUACCGAUCACCCCUGAGGCUAUAGAAGCAGCUAAAAUCGUGCUUUGUAAACUGGCACAAGAGCACGAGUUUUCAUCAGAGAUCCAACUGCUGAAAAAGGGAGAAAUGGUACGAAAACAAUCACCUCUACGGCGAUUGAAUCCGUUUCUCGACAACGAUGGAAUAUUACGAGUAGGAGGCCGCUUGAAACUUGCACAGCUACCGUACCAGUUCAAGCAUCCCAUCCUGCUUCCCAAAAACCAUCAGCUGGCUCAUCUCAUCGCGGUGCACAUACAUGAGAAGCUGAUGCAUGGCGGGGGAAGACUACUACUUUCCCGGAUACGUGAGGAAUAUUGGCCACUCGAUGGACGUCGGCUAGUAAAAAACGUAGUGAGGAAUUGCUUUCGUUGCAUUCGUCAGGAUCCGCAGCUGACACAACAACAAACUGGUCAACUCCCGUAUGAACGCAUCACCCCGAGCCGGCCGUUUUCCAUAACUGGAGUGGAUUAUGCCGGCCCGCUGUAUCUGAAACCCGCACACAAGAGAGCCGCUGCCGCUAAAUGCUACUUGUGUGUGUUUGUGUGUUUUUCAACGAAGGCAGUGCAUUUGGAGCUGGUGGGCGAUCUCUCCACGGCAGGCUUCUUGGCCGCAUUACAUCGCUUCACAUCCCGGCGAGGAUUACCAUCGGACAUAUACUCCGAUAACGGAAAAAACUUUGAAGGUGCGGCACACGAACUUAAUGAAUUGUUUGAUAUGUUACAGAACGAACAGCACCAAAACGUCAUCGCAUCCAACUGUUCGGACAGGGGCAUAACUUGGCACUUUACCCCACCUAAGGCCCCACAUUUUGGUGGAUUGUGGGAAGCAGCGGUUAAGACGGCCAAACGACAUCUCUACAGGCAGCUAGGCAGUUCGAGGCUGUCUUACGAGGGAUACAGCACCAUUCUGCAGCAAAUAGAAGCGGCAAUGAACUCGCGUCCUUUGUUGCCAAUGACGGAUGACCCCAAUGAUUUGGCAGCGCUUACGCCGGCGCACUUCCUGAUCGGUUCUUCUAUGCAUGCUGUCCCGGUUCCCGACUACACACGACUGAAACCAUACACGUUAGACGAAUUGCAGAGCUGGCAAUUGCUUGUGCAACGCUUUUGGAAGCAUUGGACAACCGAAUAUCUGCAGGAAAUGCAGAAGGAUAAUAAGGUAGUGAAUCGUAGCGAAAUAGUACCUGGCAGACUGGUCAUCCUUGCGGACGAUUCGCUCCCUAUCACCCUCGCAUCAUCGAUGUACACCCAGGAGAAGAUCAGCUUACGCGUGUAGUGAAGUUGAAAACGGCAAAAGGAAUAGUUACGCGUCCAGUAGCUAAAAUUUGCUUGUUGCCUGUUGCGAAGCCUUCCGAUUAGCAGCACGUGUAGUUUGUUUUUGUUCAUGACAUUCUGUCAUGGGGGGGAGUAUGUUGACGCUUCGCUUGGAUGUCAAAUGAUAACUUGACGAAAGUGAGUUUCGUCAAGUGAGAAUGAGCACGGUAGGAAAUGAUGAGUAGCGGGUGAGUUGCCACUCGCGUGAGUGGCAAUCAUAGAAAAAUUAUAAAUAGGGCAACAUAAUGAAUACACUUUCUCUUGCACUUUGGAAAUUCAACACACAGCGGUAAAUAUUCAGCCCACGCAAAAUCAUCCGAAACAUACGCGA